This is a messenger RNA of Adineta ricciae, 1548 nucleotides long. The record is from the annotation of a GenBank genome assembly. Lineage: Eukaryota; Metazoa; Rotifera; Eurotatoria; Adinetida; Adinetidae.
AUGGCGCUGAUGUUCAUACUAUUUGAUAUUGUGCAAUAUUUAGUUGAAGAAGCACACGCAGAUGUUCAUCGAACGAACAAGAGAAAUGUGACAUGUUUAAAUAUGGCAGGAAUUCUUGGUCAUUUACAAUUAAUUGAAUAUUUUUUUAAGCAACCUGGUACAGAUAUUAACCAUCAGACUAAUGGCGGACAAACAACAUUACAUUAUGCUGUCAUAAUGAAUCGUAUCGAUGCUAUUAAACUUCUGUUGUCAUACAACGCUCGAAUUGAUAUUCAAAAUGAUGAGAUGAUGACUCCCUUGGAAAUCGCUGCUGUUGAUCUGCGUGAAGAGAUUGUGAAUUAUUCAUUGAAUGUUGAAGAUAUGGUUCGAGUUCGAGAUAAAAUCGAUAUCUUAGAACUAUUAGGAGCUUCACUUUUGUGUGCUAGACAUGAACUUCAGCAUUAUGACAGAGGUUAUCAAUAUUUAAUGCAAGCAAUGGUAUUGAGAAUGUCAAAUGGAAUCGAAAAAACACCGAAUAAACCGAUUUCAGUCUAUAAAAACCAUGUUGAAUGCGUCUCAAUUGCGGAACUUGAAUCAAUUCGCUAUAACAGUGAUGGACUUCGUCUUGAAGCAUUGCUGAUUUGUGAACGACUUUUGUCAUCGAAAAACAAUAUGGAAUUACUAGAUUGUAUUCGGAUAGAAAGUUGGUUAUGUUAUUCAAAUUCUGAAUACGAGCGUGGUAUUGAUUUGAGCCUUCGUGGAUUACAGUUUUCUAUUAUCAAUGAUGAUAUGAAUAUAAAUAUUCGACAUAUUCGAGACAGGAUGUCUUAUAUCUCCGAGGUAACACGAGAUAUUGGUGAAGUAUACUUGGAAAUACUGUCCUUCGGAAAUGUAUUUAUUCCAACAAGAAGAUUUUUGGAAUGUUUUCAAUUAUCAAUCGAUCGGUUUCGACGUCUAUAUCGGAAAUUACUUGCAGCACCGGAAAAAGUGAUGCAAAUUGCACAUAAUUACUAUAUGAACAGCAUUUUAUUUUUAAUUUAUGUUUCUACGAAGAUUAGUUUCACAUCGAAUGAACAAGAACAACUGUGUAGAUUAAUACAAUGGAUCAAUCGAUUAAAUAUUCUCAGAAAAUUUGAUUGUUCAACACUUCUACACUUAUUUUGUCAUCCACAUUUUAGUGUCAAAAUAUCACAAACCGAAAUCUCUUUUCUGUGUGCUGAUGCUGUCAAGUUAUUGAUCGAAUGUGAUUUUGAUGUUAAUGCUGUUGAUAUCAAUGGAAAUACACCUUUGCACAUUCUUUUUCGAAAUAUUUCAGAUUCACAGUUGACAAUCGCAGAAAAAAUAUUGGACAUAUUUUUGCGUACAAAUCGGUUUCAUCCGGAUUACGUUAAUAAGCAAGGCAAGACGCUUUUGGAUUGUACGGAAAAUUCUCAAUUGAUCGAAUUAUUCAAACGGAAAGUUAUUCUAAGUUUGAAGUGUCAAUGUGCUCUGCGUCUUAAUCUAAUGAAGAUCAAUCAUGAAAGCUAUUUAUCACAAAAUCUAAUCGAAUUUGUUCGAAAACAUAAAUAG